AUGGCGACGGCCCCAUCCACCUUCCUCCUCUUCCUCCUCGCCGUUGGGCCAUGGACGCCGACGGGCUGCCUCGCGGGCACCUUCGGGUUCGACUUCCACCACCGAUUCUCCGACAGAGUCAGGCAGUGGGCGGAGUCUGGAAACUGGGUUGAAGGGCAUGGGAGCCCCUUGCAGUGGCCGAAGGAAGGGACUGUCGAGUAUUACGCCGCGCUGGUGGAUCACGACCGGGUUCACCGAGGGCGGAGCCUUGCCGGUGCCGAUUCGCCGCUCACGUUCUUGUUGGGGAACGAGACUAUACGGGUCCGCACUCUGGGAUUGUAAGCACUUUCAGUAUUAGCUUUUAUUUAUAUGUCUCUCUUUUAAGAUGGAGUUGGAAAUUCCUCCUCCGUAACUCUUCCCCCUAUUUUUGCGCAGCUUGCAUUACGCGGAGGUUUCAGUGGGGACUCCCAGUACAAGCUUCUUCGUAGCUCUUGAUACCGGAAGCGAUCUCUUCUGGUUGCCCUGCGACUGCAAGAGCUGUGCUCCGACUUCCUCCAAGAAUUACGGACUGGUAUUAUCCUCUUCCCCUCCGUUGACUGAUCAAGAAUUUUUUUAGAACCAAACCAUCCUAAACAUCAGCGUGAGGAUUCACGGCAGCUCACCGUUCCAUGAUUGGCUUUUUGUAUAGUUUUCAUGUAGCCUGGUAGAUUUAAAAUCUCUUUCGUCUUCACCAUAAAAUCAAUCUCUGAUUCGUUCUGUUCUUCUUAAACAAAAUAAUGAACGCUUCUCAUGACAGCGUCAUGGGCUUCAAAUGAUGCGAACGGCAUAAACUAUGAAGCCCAGGUCACAACAUCGAGCCGGUUACAAAAGGCGCUGACUUUUGAGUAGUCCUUUUUUGUGGCCUCUGCAUCGUCAACGAACAUGAAUCCCUGGCUUUUUCUGUUUUGGUUUGAACCAUCAUCAUGUUCAAUAUUCUCCACUUGGUAUUAGAGACAGUAGAAGGCGUAUUCCCGAUUCAACAAAGGCUCAAAAACGUUUCUUUUCUGGCUUGUGAACUCAAUCUUUUAACCAUCAAUAAAAGUUCCGACUUUGAUUUUUUUUUUCUUUCCGCACAAUUAAGUUUCACUGCGGAUAAGAAGAAACUGGGAGUUCUUAAAGAUUCUCUCUCUGGUUAUCAACAUACUGUCUCUGGCUAAUUCUGAUUCUCUUAUUAUGCCCUCAAUUUUGUUAUUUCGUGGCAGGCAUGUUGAUUGCUUCCAACCUAACUUACAUAUACUGUGGCAGGGUGUGGAUUCCAAUUUUAGUAUUUAUAGCCCCAGCUCGUCGUCAACCAGCAAGACUAUUCCUUGCAGCAGUGUAUAUUGCGAGCUCCAAAGUCAAUGCCCUGCGGGAGACAGUCAAUGUCCGUACAACGUUAGAUACUUGUCUGAGAAUACGUCCACAACCGGGGUCUUAGUUCAGGACGUCUUACACCUCAGAACAGAUGAUUCUCACAACAAAACCGUCGAAGCUCAAGUCGUACUCGGGUAUCUGCAGCCUUCUUUCUUUUCAUAGUUAUUUCGAUUUCCAAUGGAACCCAUAAUGAUGAAGCGUGAGGCGAACAUAGUCGGAGGCAUGGCCUCAUAGCUUCUGCAUAUUUCUAUCAGUGCACUUUAUUUUUUCUUCUUCUUCUUCUUCUUCAAUUUUUGUAAUGUCCUCUGAGUUUUACUUCCAUUUCAAAGGUGUGGACAGACUCAGACGGGCCAUUUCCUAGAUUCUGCAGCCCCCAACGGCCUCUUUGGUCUCGGCAUGACCGCUAUCUCAGUCCCCAGCAUCUUAUCAAAGGCGGGCAUCACAUCAAACUCGUUUUCCAUGUGCUUCGGCCGUGACGGCAUCGGACGGAUAAGAUUUGGUGACCAGGGCAGCUCUGACCAGGCUGAAACCCCAUUGUACACUAAUGCUCGACAGUGAGUGUUCAUCUUGACUAUUUAUCGUCUGGCUUGAUUCCAUGGAUUCGAGACGUUCUCUUUUAUAAUUUUUCGAUAAGAGUUGACUUCAAUCUCGCUUGUUUUCCUCUUGUGAAAUCUCUGUGCCAGCCCCACUGGCGAUAGUGAGUUCAUGUCUCGAAUUGUUAUCCUCCAACUUUUUCCGUGGAUUCAAGAUGCGAACUGUCAGACUUUUCAGAUAGAGUUGACUUCAAGUUAAUCCGGUUUUAUUCGUGUUUAUCGUACGACUUGUUCGAUGGAAUCAAGAUGCUGACUUUUAAAUUCGAUGACAUAUUUUCGUGGAUAGUUGACUUCAAUUCAGCCUAUUUUUCUGUUGUGGAAUAUUAGUGCCUCCCCCAUAUGCGACAGUGGGUGCUUAUCUCGACUAUCUAUUAUCCGACUAGCUCAAUGGAAUCAAGAUGUCAAUUUUUAGACUUUCUCGAGAGGAGUCAACUACGAUUUAAUCUGCUCUUACUCUGGUGAAAUGUUUGUGCCAGCCCCACUUAUAUCGUCACUGUGAAUGGGAUAAGGAUCGGGUCAGUUAUGCUCACUGGAGUUUUAAGAGCUUUAGUGGAUUCUGGGACGUCAUUCACAUACUUGACCGAUCCUGUCUACUCCCUUAUAGCCCGGAGCGUGAGUACUUCAAAUAAUUUAGCUCGAGAAGGAUUAAUCUACGGUAUGACCCCGUUUCGUUGACUUCUUUUCCUCUUCACUGCAGUUUAACUCGGAUGUCCAAGAUGUGCGGGUUUCCAUCCCCGAUCUUCCUUUUGAAUAUUGCUACGUCCUGAGGUUAAUCGGUGACCUACCCAAAUCAAAUUUUAAGGGAAUUUUCUUUUUUAUGCCAAAUUCUUAUUUAUAAAGGUAAACAUGCAGGCCUAAUGAGUCAAAAGUGCCCUCCAUAGGCCUGAUAAUGGAAGGCGGAAGCGAGUUCCUCGUGCAUCGACCCGUAAUAUUAGUCUCCAAUGGGGUAAGAUCACACUGCAUUGAGAGGAUCAGAUCUCACAUCGACCUGGGUGUGUUCAAUUGAUUUCCUCUUCUCGCCUCUUCUUUUCUUAUGAUGCAGGUCAACGCAUAUUACUGCUUGGCAAUCACCAAGAGCAACGAUUAUAAUAUCAUUGGACGUAAGCCCGGAACUACCCAUCUUAGCACCAUCAAAUCCCACUAAUCCUUGGUCAAUCUACUCUUCGCAUCAUGCCUAGUCAACACCGCUGUCUAUCUGAUAUUCAUUGAGUGGACUGAUGCGUUCCUAUUUUUCUAUAAUUGGUAAUAAAUCCCGGGUCCUGAUCUGUUGUGCAGAGAAUUUCAUGACCGGGCUUCGAAUUGUCUUCAACAGAGACAAGCUCGUGUUGGGUUGGAAGGAAUUCAACUGUGAGUGGGGUCGAAGCCAGGCCAUAAAAUCUGCUACUUUCCUGGCUGAUCUUGGAUGCUGACAUGGAUUUUGUUUGCACCCAGGUUAUGAUCAGGAGACCAGCACUCUGACAGUGAAACCAGGGAGCCCGGGUGCUCCACCGACUAUUGCGGUAGCCCCCAGCGGCUUGGACCAGGAAGCAACCGUUAACAGAGACAAAACCAGGGGGAUGGGGCCAUCCCUUUCAUCCACCCACUCGCUGAAUACUCACCUGUUCAGAUGGAUUCUCCCCCUCCUGUCUCUGCUCUGCAUGGCCAUUCUUUGA
Spirodela intermedia is the source of this 3616-nucleotide messenger RNA. Lineage: Eukaryota; Viridiplantae; Streptophyta; Magnoliopsida; Alismatales; Araceae. The record is from the annotation of a GenBank genome assembly.